UAAGCCAGUGGUGGAAUUCCAUGCUAGUAGCGGUAGCUUUAGUAAUAAAUAAGGUAGUAACGUUAGUUAGAAAGGGCGAACCGUGGCCCAUGGAGUAACCGGAUUGAUGGAUUCCUCUGGUAGGUGCUCUGGCCCUUUAAAAACGCUCGCUACUUUCCGGUUUUGCUCGGCACUGCUCGUCAUCGACCUCUUUCACUGCGGCUCCAUCGCCGAGCGGACUGGCCCGCUUCUCUCAUCCGAGACCUCAGUGCAGAACGACGGAUCUAUUGAAUCACCAACGCCGGCUCCCUGAAAGCCUCCAACCCCUGUAGAAAUGCAGGCUAUCAAGUGUGUGGUGGUGGGCGACGGGGCGGUGGGUAAGACCUGUCUGCUGAUUAGCUACACCACCAAUGCCUUCCCUGGUGAAUACAUCCCCACUGUCUUUGACAACUACUCUGCCAAUGUGAUGGUGGAUGGGAAACCAGUGAAUCUGGGUCUCUGGGAUACAGCGGGACAAGAGGACUACGAUAGGCUCAGACCACUGUCUUACCCACAGACGGAUGUGUUCUUGAUAUGCUUCUCCCUGGUCAGUCCGGCCUCCUUUGAGAACGUCCGAGCUAAGUGGUACCCUGAGGUGAGACACCACUGCCCCAACACGCCCAUCAUCCUUGUGGGCACCAAGCUGGACCUGCGAGAUGACAAGGACACCAUUGAGAGGCUGCGAGACAAGAAGCUCUCCCCCAUCACCUACCCACAGGGCCUGGCCAUGGCCAGAGAGAUUGGGGCCGUGAAGUACCUGGAGUGCUCUGCGCUGACCCAGCGAGGCCUGAAGACGGUAUUCGACGAGGCCAUUCGAGCUGUGCUCUGCCCUCCGCCUGUGAAGAAGAGGGGGAAGAGGUGCACCAUGUUCUGAGGAGGAAACGUUGCUUCAACACCACACUACAUCACCAUGUACAACAGCCACUACUUCUCUGAGAGGAGGAGAGAGAAACUAGCAAGAGUGAGUGUGCACUGCUGAGAUUGCUUUCUUUAUAUUGAUGUUUUUUCAAAGCAACAUUGGUAUAUUUAAUCCAAUUUUUUUACCAUAACUGAAUAGGCUCAUAGCUUCUCUGUGAAAGACAUUGAGUGUCCACCUACUUUGUACUCAUAGAACCACAACAAGUUGCCAUAGGGGCUGACAAAGGUCUCUAUUUACUGCAUUCUGCUACAUCUCAUCUUAUUAAGGCAGUGUUGACCAGAUGGAAAGAAUUCGCCUUCAGGUCUGAAGUUACCCUCUGCCCCUGAUCUAAGAUCAGCAUGCGUUCUACUUGCAUGGUGACACACAUUUGUUUAAGAUAUUAUUAAUACACUGCCUGCAUUCCCUAAACUCACAAAGAGCAGAAUGUCUCAAAUGUUAAGUAAUGUGGGGUUUUCACCAGAAAUAAAAAUAAAAAAAAGUGAAAGAGACAUUAAGAUUUAUUAGAACCUAUUUUUGUAGUUUUGAACCCUCAAUUCCAUCCAGUAAUAAGAUAAACUAAAGAGAUUUCAUUAACCCAAUGAAUAAAGAAACACAAGAACUGCUCUAAGACAAUUGCACGGCUGUACUUCAUCUUGAAGGCCUCUUCUUCUACCUGCUUCCUAUUUUCCAAUGUUUUUUGUGUAUAAUUGACUAAUGGGGACACUGAUUCAGCCAUCAUGAUGGAGACUCAGCGUCAAUACGCGUCCACUGAAAGUGCUUCUUGUUGCCUCUGACCAGCUCAGAUUGUUUUAGGAAGGAACUUUACAGAAAGGAAUGAGAGGAGGACUAACAAGGAUCUUUGAUUAUGCAGCCCUCAAGUGAAGUCUUGUGGGUUGGCUUGAUGUUGAGCGAUAGCGGUGAAAACGUUAGAGUUGGACAGAGGCGUCACAGGAAGAGUUUGUUGUGUUUAGAGGACAGAAAGUGUGAAAUGUCAUGGCUGAAAAUGAUUUGGACAGCGUGGGGGAGGUCUUUGAACUCGAUGGCCGCCCGUAUUAAUUUGAGCCGGAGUACACAGAUGCUACGAGUCUAUCCACCACAGAAGAAGAACCCCAUAUUUAGUGUGGUGCUCGGUUGGACACACAAACACACAAGGUGGGAGAUAAAGAAACGGGUUCUAUUGCUCUGCAGGGUUCUUACAUAAUACAACAAUCUGAGCCUGUCAGGGGUAAAAAGCAUUGAUUGGCGGAGCGGUUGCCCUUAGUGAUUACGUUGCAGGCUCUUUAGCGUCAGAAAUGGUUGUUCCCAUUGGACACUCGAUCACAAAUAAAUGGAAAGAUACGGUCCGAGUGGGGAAAAAAGGCAGCAUCAUUAUUUUAUUAUUAUUAUCAUUAUUACAUGUAUCAAAUAGGUGUAUUUAAUGAAAUUGCUGGAUCGGGGUAAUGUUCUAGUUUGGCACUCCAAGGAACAAAGCAGUGCUCGGCUUUGGACAUUUCAGCACUGAAAAAAAGCAUUAAGUAAUUUCUGCUGAUAGGAAUGAUGGACAGAACUAUGAUGUGUUCCUCUGAAAGGAUUGUAAGAAAGUAAGAGUGGUGACCUUUGACCCCAGAGUGUCAGAAUCCAUCUCUUUCUUUGGACUUUUCAUCAUUUAGGCCUCCACAAGUUCGACCCACUCUUGACCUUUUGUUGAAUAGUAGCUAGACAAACAGAACACAAACAAAUCAGUUAUCAGGUCUACUCACUUCGUGAAGCCAAUGAAAAUAGAGAAAUAAGAUGAUUUGCUGUGUCACCCGAUCUUUGCAAUCUUUUGAUGGUGGAAAGAAUGAUCCCAGUCAUGUUACUUACUUGCUGAACAAACAUCUGAUCUUAGUCCAGCGUCUUUGGGUAACUUCAACUAACUGUGAACACGUGACAGACGAGCAUGCCAAACAUGGGGGCUGUACACCCUUGCUGCCUCAGUUCUGCCUCUGGGGCUGUAGGAGCUUGCAUGGGUCUUAAAAUAUUCUGUCUUAAUUUAACUCAUUUUUCAGAAUCUUGUCUCUGUUCCUGUGUGCAUGUGCGUGUGCGUGUGUGUGGGUCGGUGUGUGUGCGCGAGCAUGUGUAUCAGUGAGACUGCUUUGUUUCACGAUUUGGGGGCAGUGCAUAAAAGACAGUAUUGUUUUGAGCGAGGUUUUUUAGUGUCCAGUUUUUUGGUACUAUUUCAUAUUGUAUUGUAGUAAUACACAAGACUUUUCAACAAUCUGUGGACAUGAAGAAACAAAAAAAAGGAUAUUAUUAACAUCUAGUGAUGUACAGAAUAAUCCUUAGAAAAGGAAUGCGUUAUGAAUAUCUACAUGUACCUUAAUAUUUAGCUCUUAAACUAAAACAAUUCAAACUAAAGGGAUUAUAGUCGCUUGUGUUGAAGUUAGAAGUGUUGCUAACAGUGUACAAUAAAGGGGCUGAUCUUCUUUAUGAAACGCAUUUGUGUGUGGUACCAGGCCGCAGUGUGUCUGUCUCUCUCGUGUGGUGAGACGCAGCACUGCGGCCCACUCCGUCACGCUGUCUUUGGUUGGCAUAGCAUACUGUGGUUGAAUCAUGUUGUGUGGUCCUGCCUAGCUAAGAUGUUGAACUGUCGAUGAGAAAAAACGCAGCGAAACACUGUAAUCUACUAUUGCAUGGAAGUUCUCUGGUUAUUUGACCCACUGUAAUUCUUAGGAGAGGUUGUAUAAUGAAAUGCAUUGGCCAUGUACGUAUGUAAUGUAAGAUGACCUGUAUACUUGUUCCAACUGUUUGUCUUAUUUUUUAUUACUUCACAUGUCUGUGUGGUGAAAUAUUUCAAUUUUUUGUAUACUAAAUACAAAUGUAUAUGUAAGGAA
Messenger RNA from Pungitius pungitius (ninespine stickleback), 3768 nucleotides. RefSeq names its product Rac family small GTPase 3b (gene rac3b). Gene Ontology annotation, cellular component: cytoplasmic vesicle; neuron projection; cytoskeleton. The transcript is spliced from 7 exons. The coding region runs from base 314 to 892 and encodes 192 amino acids. NCBI's taxonomy places the organism in Eukaryota, Metazoa, Chordata, Actinopteri, Perciformes, Gasterosteidae. The record is from RefSeq and is a predicted model, not a curated record. Gene Ontology annotation, molecular function: GTP binding; protein kinase binding; GTPase activity. Gene Ontology annotation, biological process: establishment or maintenance of cell polarity; small GTPase-mediated signal transduction; cortical cytoskeleton organization.